Messenger RNA from Macroventuria anomochaeta, 890 nucleotides. RefSeq names its product vacuolar protein sorting 55. The record is from RefSeq and is a predicted model, not a curated record. The transcript is spliced from 2 exons. NCBI's taxonomy places the organism in Eukaryota, Fungi, Ascomycota, Dothideomycetes, Pleosporales, Didymellaceae. Gene Ontology annotation, cellular component: Vps55/Vps68 complex; endosome. The coding region runs from base 183 to 566 and encodes 127 amino acids. Gene Ontology annotation, biological process: late endosome to vacuole transport via multivesicular body sorting pathway.
UAAGUGGUGAGUGCCAAGAUGAGCUUCAACCUCGCGCCAGCAUCCAGGCCAUGGUUCGAAGCAGGCAGCACCAUCAACAACAGCGAGCACCGGCCUUCUCGAGCAUUCCGUACUGGACCCUGUUGCUUGACGCUGCAAAUCCGAAACUACCAAUACUCCGCACCCCGCACAAGGAAUAAGUCAUGGCCGGCAUCAAGACGAUCAUCGGGCUGUCCUUCGUCCUUGCGAUAGGCUUCCUCCUUGUCAUUCUCUCCGCAGCGCUGUUUCAAAAUUACCUCACGCUCCUCGUCGUCGCGACCUACGUAAUCGCACCACUACCCAACUGGAUUUGCGGGCGCGCGUCGAACCAGGAUGAUUUUAUGGAGAGCUCAGGGAAUGGAGUAAUCGAUUUUGGCAGGUUUCUCACUGGGUUUUUUGUCGUUAUGGGUAUCGCGCUUCCCACGCUGCUCUGGCACUCGGAGCAGAUCGCAGGCGGCGCAGCAGCCAUGUCCAUCAUUGGCGGUCUGACGAUUUACUCCACGAUCAUCAGCUUCACGCUGUUCUUCCACGAAGAUCAAGACUUCUGACUAGCCGGCGGUAACGAGCGAUGAGAUGAUGCUGCAAGAUGAGCAUACGAUGCGGACUGGGAGAGCGCCGGGUAUGGAUGGCCUUGGCAUGUGAUCAGGCGGCAUGGGUUUGUACGUGACAAGAGCAAAGAGAUCUGCUACUUGGAUCUGCUAGAUACUUUGAGCGUUUUUGUACUGUCAUGUUGGGUAUGUUAGGAAGACCGCAUGCUAUUGACUGGCUUACGCCGGAAUUAUCGUUAAUUGAAUCGACAGUGUGGCCUGAUACCACGUCCUGGUAUCGGUAACAUAGAAACGCGCCAAAUGUAUGCAUACAGCAAUAACAAG